CGUCGGGCUGAGGAUUGGUAUACUGAGUUAGACGUUUAACCCCAGAGCCGUGGAUGGACGCAUUUUCAAGUCCAACACCGACUCGUCUUUCAUCACUUCACCAUGGCGGCCGCUAUGGGCUCAGGCAAUGUCACGGCCGGCCGCAUCGAGGAUCCGGAGAAGGUUGGGAGCGCUCCAGAUGCCACCGAGGAGGAGUCGGGGCUGCCCUCACCUCCGGCCGCCCUCGAGCUCCAGCGUUGGAACGAGUCAACCGUGAACGUCUUCCGCUUCCUCUCAUCCAACUACUCCUUUAUAUUGAUGGGCAUGACAGACGGUGCGCUCGGCGCCCUCCUUCCAUACAUUGAAUCAUACUACAGCAUCACCUACACCGUUGUAUCGCUCGUCUUCCUUUCCCCCUUCGUCGGCUACCUUCUCGCUGCCCUGCUCAACAACUUGAUCCACCACUACUUGGGGCAGCGUGGUGUCGCCGUGCUGGGCCCCCUCUGCCGCUUGGUCGGCAUGAUCCCGUUGAUCUCCCACCCGCCGUACCCGGCGAUACCCGUCGUGCUGCUCUUCAUCGGCUUCGGCAACGGCAUCGAGGACUCGGCCUGGAACGCGUGGGUCGGCAAUAUGCAGCGCGCCAACGAGCUGCUGGGCUUCCUGCACGGCGCCUACGGGCUCGGCGCCACCAUCGGCCCGCUCAUCGCCACCGCCAUGGUCACCCGCGGCGGCCUGCCGUGGUACGCCUUCUACUACCUCAUGAUCGGCCUCGACGGCCUCGCCCUGUUCCUGCUGGUGCCCUCCUUCUGGCGCGCCGACGCCAGCGCGCACCGCGCCAUGCACCAGGCCAGCAGCGGCGGCCAGCGCACCACCACGCGCACCGUGCUGCGCUCGCCCGUCACCUGGCUCGUCGCGCUGUUCCUGCUGGGCUACGUCGGCGUCGAGGUCUCGCUGGGCGGCUGGAUCGUGACCUUCAUGCUGCGCGUGCGCCACGCCGACCCCUUCGUCGCCGGCCUGACCGUCACCUUCUUCUGGCUGGGCCUGACCGUCGGCCGCGUCGUGCUGGGCUUCGUGACGGGCCGCAUCGGCGAGAAGCUCGCCAUCACCGCCUACCUGCUGCUGUCGGUCGCCCUCCAGCUGCUGUACUGGCUGGUGCCCAACUUUGCCGCCUCCGCCACCUUCGUCGCCUUCCUGGGCUUCUUCCUGGGCCCGCUGUUCCCGGCCGCCAUCGUCGCGGCCACGAAGCUGCUGCCGAGCGACUACCACGUGUCGGCCAUCGGCUUUGCCGCGGCCUUUGGAGGCGGCGGCGCCGCGCUGUUUCCGUUCGCGGUCGGCGCGAUCGCCCAGAGCAAGGGCGUCGAGGUGCUGCAGCCGAUCGUGCUGGCCAUCUUGCUGUUCAUCUUGCUGAUGUGGUGGAUGCUGCCCGGCGGCUUGCGCAUGGGAGGGCUGGAGAAGGCGAGGGAGAACAACGAGAAGGUCGGCGACAGUGUCAGGAAGAGUAUCUCCUGGUUGAAGGGCAAGAUGGGAGCCAAGACUGGGUGACUUAACGAUGUGAUUGCAAAUGCGCACAGAUACCAACCGUUGGAAACGGCUCUAUUCCCGCUGCUGGGUGCGGCGUCCCCUGCUGUUGCUAUGCGAUGUGUGAUACCGUUGACUUCAGUGUCACAAAGGCUGCCUGGAAUUAAGCUGCCUAGGCGGUAGACAAGUCCAGCGCGGAGUCCAGCGCGCUCCGGCGGGACCCUUCUACCAUCAGCCACACUCCAAACUCGAAGCUCAAAGUAGUUCGCGAGCAUACC
This is a messenger RNA of Thermothielavioides terrestris NRRL 8126, 1775 nucleotides long. RefSeq lists its product as uncharacterized. Gene Ontology annotation, molecular function: transmembrane transporter activity. NCBI's taxonomy places the organism in Eukaryota, Fungi, Ascomycota, Sordariomycetes, Sordariales, Chaetomiaceae. The record is from RefSeq and is a predicted model, not a curated record. Gene Ontology annotation, cellular component: membrane. Bases 103 to 1521 code for a protein of 472 amino acids. Gene Ontology annotation, biological process: transmembrane transport. The transcript is spliced from 3 exons.